Messenger RNA from Anarrhichthys ocellatus (wolf-eel), 1621 nucleotides. RefSeq names its product heme oxygenase 1b (gene hmox1b). Gene Ontology annotation, biological process: heme oxidation; heme catabolic process; response to oxidative stress. NCBI's taxonomy places the organism in Eukaryota, Metazoa, Chordata, Actinopteri, Perciformes, Anarhichadidae. Gene Ontology annotation, molecular function: heme binding; heme oxygenase (decyclizing) activity. The coding region runs from base 277 to 1377 and encodes 366 amino acids. The record is from RefSeq and is a predicted model, not a curated record. The transcript has 7 exons.
CUCUGGCUGUCUCCACUCAGUGGGCCUGCUUCUCUGCACACUGCAGGAUGAGAGGGACAACGACAGUAAUAUUAAGGAACGCACACGGUCAUGUUUAGAGUCGGCUCCUCCUCUCGUCCGAUCCAACUUUGGGAGCUCCAAGGCUGCACCGUCAUGUUCAGCACCCAGCCCUCCUCCCUCUGGGAUCCAGGGCAUUGCUGAAACGUCCUUGCUCAUGCUAAGUCCCGUAGUCCCUCCCUCAGAACUUUUCCAAGUUGUUCUCAAAGUUGCUGCAUCAUGUUAACUCACAGUCCCUCCCUCUGUUUUUUGCUGAAGUUGCCAUAUCAUGUUAAGCUGAGGUUUUGUGACGCAGAGUUCCUGUUUUCAUUCAGCUGCUGGAGGGAGGAGACUGAGGAGGAUCAUAUAAAAGAGGGAGACGACUGUAGGCACACAAAGCACAAGCUGCACUGCACAUCCAGAGAGAAAACAGAGAAUCACUGUGGACAUAUUCAACAGACUACCAGACCUACACAACUUCAUCCCUACUGGGCCACAAUGGAGACAGAGAAGAAGACUCAGACAGCAGCAGAGCAGAUGACUGACAGGGAUCUGUCAGAACAAAUCAAAAAGGUGACCAAGGACAGUCACGUCAGGGCAGAAAACACAGAGCUGAUGCUGAGCUUCCAGAGGGGACAAGUCACCCUGCCGCAGUUUAAGCUCCUCCUGUGCUCGAUGUAUGAAGUCUACAAGGCCUUGGAGGAAGAGAUGGACAGGAACUCCAACCACCCCGGCGUCGCUCCCAUUUACUUCCCGGCUGAACUGGCCAGACUGGAGGCCAUCGAGAAAGACCUGGAAUACUUCUACGGCCAGGACUGGAGAGAGAAGGUUGUUGUCCCGGCUGCCACUAAAAGAUACUGCCACAGACUCAGACAAAUCGGUAAAGAAAACCCUGAAUUUCUGAUUGCCCAUGCGUACACUCGUUACCUAGGUGACCUGUCUGGAGGGCAGGUCCUGAGUCGAAUCGCCCAGAAGUCCAUGGGGCUGCAGGGCAGCGAGGGUCUGUCGUUCUUCGCCUUCCCUGGUGUGUCCAGCCCCAACCGCUUCAAACAGCUGUAUCGCAGCCGGAUGAACAGCGUGGAGCUGACGGAGGAGGAGAGGAACGGCGUGCUGGAGGAGGCUGUCAGAGCGUUCGAGUUUAACAUUCAGGUCUUUGAUGAUUUGCAGAAGAUGCUGCGGAGUGUCCCUGAGAACCAGCUGCAGACGUCUAGAACACACUCCACACCGGUGAAGAUACUCCAGAUCCCCGGAGCCAUCAUGCAAUCAUCCCCGCUGCUCAGGACGCUGCUGGGACUCUUUGUGGCUCUGGCCACAGUCAGUAUAGGCAUCUAUGCUUUUUAGAGACGAUACACAGCAAUGAAUACUGUGGUUGUCUUUUUUGUUGCCGUUACUGUAAAUACCUGUAAAUGACUAAAUACUGUAAAAUACUUUUUUGUAAUUAAACUGUGAACCUUAUCAAGGUUUGAAUUAAAGUUAAUUUUCUGUGUAACACUGUUUUCCAGUGUGCAAUAAAGUAAGCUUUUAAUACUGUAAAUAUGUUACCCUUUUAAUAAACAUUUUGUUGAGAAAAAAAAAAAAAAAAAAA